Ogataea haglerorum is the source of this 1437-nucleotide messenger RNA. RefSeq lists its product as uncharacterized. Lineage: Eukaryota; Fungi; Ascomycota; Pichiomycetes; Pichiales; Pichiaceae. Gene Ontology annotation, cellular component: membrane. Bases 1 to 1437 code for a protein of 478 amino acids. The transcript has a single exon. Gene Ontology annotation, biological process: glucosylceramide biosynthetic process. The record is from RefSeq and is a predicted model, not a curated record. Gene Ontology annotation, molecular function: ceramide glucosyltransferase activity.
AUGAACAGAUAUGACGAGACUGUGGAUAGACCGGUUCUGGUAGUCUUGCUUGCAUACGUUUUCUUCGUAUGGUAUCUAGUGGUCAUAGCCGUGGCCUACAACGGUUUUUUCCAUAUUACUUUCAAAUUCACGCGAAGUUCCCGGUCGAAGAUAGAUUCCCAGAUUAAAGUCUCGGAACUGGAAGGCGUCACCAUUCUGAGGCCAUUGAAGGGCGUUGAUCCAGAAUUGGAAAUCUGCCUCCGGUCCUCGUUCGAACAAAAGUACCCCAAAACAAAGCUGGAAAUAAUCUUCUGUGUCCAGGACAAGGACGAUCCGUCAAUUCCGGUGGUCGAGGAAUUAAUUUCACAGUAUCCGGAUGUGGAUGCCAAGCUCAUGAUCGAUCAAGACCAAGGUGCCAAGGACACCUAUGGGCCGAAUCCUAAGGUUAACAACCUUGCCAAGGGACUUAAAGCUGCAAAGUAUGACAUUCUUUGGAUUCAGGACUCCAACGUGUGGUCUCAUCCUUAUACAUUGCAAAGAUCUGUGGUGUCUCUGACACGGUCACUGAACAACGGUAGUCCGACCUCGCGGAAAAUCAACCUGGUUCACCACGCGCCGCUCGCCGUGUCACUGGGAGGUUUUCCGACAGCUACGCUAGGAGCCAAUUUGGAUGAGCUCUUUUUGGCCACAUCGCAUUCGAAGUUCUAUGUUUCCUUUAAUGAGCUUGCUGUUGCCCCCUGCGUGAAUGGAAAGUCGAACGUGUACAGACGUUCGGAUCUCGAUGAGGCUGUUUCUCGCAUGGGAGAACUUGCAACGGUGCCUAGCUCCAAUGGACAAAGUGGUGAUAUUCACAAGGAUGCAAAGUACUACAGCUUGCAGCCCGGCCAGGGAAUACGCUUUUUUGCUAGAUACAUCGGAGAGGAUAACAUGAUUGGCAUUGCUUUGUGGAAUUAUGGGCAGGGUCGCACAGGAAUGACAGGUGAUUGCGUGGUUCAGCCUCUUGGGGGCUCAAACUCUUUGAGGGAUUACUGCUAUCGAAGAAUCAGAUGGCUUAGGGUCCGCAAAUACAUGGUCCUUACCGCUACACUAUUGGAGCCUACGACCGAGUGUUUUCUCUGCGGCCUGUAUGGCAGCUUUGCUGUUGGUGUUAUUUUUCAGAACGUUCUGUUUUCGAAAUCAUACUUUGUCUUCCACGUCGUUGCAUGGUUUCUAACAGAUUAUAUUCAACUGCAGCAUCUUUUUGAUUGCGUACGCGGUGGAGGUCUGCAGGAGCCGUUUUUCAUCAAGCUCGACAGUCGGAAAACCCGUGAUAAAAGCAUCAGAUGGUUUUUUGUCCACUGGUUUUUGCGUGAGUUGUUGGCGUUCCCAAUCUGGGUUGUCGCUGUUUUGGGAUCACGGAUAGACUGGAGAGGCCAAACGUUCCGAAUCAAGUCGGACCUGAGCGCAGAAAAAGUAUAG